AUGGCUUCUGACAAAGAUAAAAACUUGCCAUUUUAUGAAAAGGGUAAGUUGGUACUCUUAAUAUUUUCAUUUUUUAACAGAUUAAUAUAUCCAGUAAAAGUAAUUACCGGAAUAUGUGCAAUUACAGCCCUAUAUUAUUUUCGUUAUUGUACAGCACUGUGGACAAUACACGAUCCUAUUGUUUUGUUAAGAAAACAUCAUCCAAUUAUAAAUCUGUUUAUACUUCUUGCAGGUUGGUACACAUUGAAAGGUGUAAUGAAAGAAAUUCUUGAUUUUCUCAUUGGUGUUCAAUUUCCAAUAAUUUUAGUGUUUCUUCAUUCAUCUUUGAGAUUACGCAAUAUAAAAAAUAAAAUAGCGAAUCAGCUUGAAUCGAUCGGUUUAAAGAAGACACCAAUGGGAGUUUUUUUUGAGGCAUAUGGGUUAAAUUAAAACAUAAAA
Centruroides sculpturatus (bark scorpion) is the source of this 438-nucleotide messenger RNA. Its product is annotated as PRA1 family protein 3-like. Lineage: Eukaryota; Metazoa; Arthropoda; Arachnida; Scorpiones; Buthidae. Bases 1 to 429 code for a protein of 142 amino acids. The record is from RefSeq and is a predicted model, not a curated record. The transcript has 4 exons.